This is a messenger RNA of Prorocentrum cordatum, 300 nucleotides long. NCBI's taxonomy places the organism in Eukaryota, Dinophyceae, Prorocentrales, Prorocentraceae. The record is from the annotation of a GenBank genome assembly.
AUGCUCGCAUGCAUAUCGAUGGUGCGAUCGACGCAGCAUCUUUCAGUGUACAUACGGCGGCAGGAGGCCCCAGUUCCAGCACGCGGGGGCGGUGCGGGCCCUGCGCCUCCCCCUUCGAGCUCCGGCACUGCCCGCGCUCGGGGGGUCGGGGGCGGCAGCGCACAGCGGCCCGUGGAGCGAUGCACGCCGCGGCGCGCCGCCCUGAGCGGCCUGUACACAGCCUCGGUGUACAUACCUGGCCCUGCGAAGAUCCAGCGGCUCCUAGUACUUCUGGUCGACCCUGAAGGUCGGCCCGAGUAA